Messenger RNA from Nicotiana attenuata, 1362 nucleotides. RefSeq names its product extensin-like. The record is from RefSeq and is a predicted model, not a curated record. Bases 206 to 1096 code for a protein of 296 amino acids. The transcript is spliced from 4 exons. NCBI's taxonomy places the organism in Eukaryota, Viridiplantae, Streptophyta, Magnoliopsida, Solanales, Solanaceae.
ACAUGCUACUUAUAAACUACAAAUAUUUGAAGAAACAUUACAUUGGAGUUAUGAUCGCUUUACACUUUUUUCCUAUCGUGUUUGCAUUUCUUCAAUCACACAUCUAUCCGAGGCAAUCAAAGAAUCUAAUCUUCCAGAAAUUGAGGAGAGAGAGAUAAGACAUCCGGACAUUCGUACGACAUCACCAAUAAUAGAGGAGGAGAUCAUGAAAACUCCAUCUCAUCAUCACUCAAUGCUAUACGUGUUAAGCCUUCUUCUGUGUUUUGCAGCUUUCUUCAUUGUAAAUACUGAUGCUAGAAAAUUAAGUUCAGAGGACAUUAGUGAAUCAUCAGAAAUCAAUGGCUUGAGGCGCUUCGACGUGUAUUUACCUUCAGAGGAUUCGUCCAAUUCAGGACCAUAUGGUGUCAGUUCUCCCUUCAAUUUGCCACCUUAUGAUUCUCUUCCUCCAGUUCCAGAUACCCCUCCUUUCUGUCUUAAUCCACCUUCACCUUUCACUCUUCAACCUCCACCCAGUGGCAGUUCUAGUAGUGGAGGAGGCCCAAUUGUAAAUCUACCUCCAACCCCAUCAUCCACUAUCAUCCCUACCCCACCCCAACAAUAUCUUCCUCCUAUAAUCAUUCCCAACCCACCCCAAUAUUAUGAACCUAGUCCUCCCACAACAACUGUUCCAACCCCAACAGGACCCAUUUUCAGCCCACCUUAUUAUUACGAGCCCAGUCCACCAAGUUAUUAUGAUCCAAUUAGCCCACCCACUGGGCUUUUUCUUCCACCAGUGAUUUAUCCACCUCCGGCGGUGCCUCCACCGCCGCACAUAGCGCCGACCACGGCUCUAUGGUGUGUGGCAAAGCCGUCAGUGCCAGACCCAAUCAUUCAAGAAGCCAUGAAUUAUGCAUGUUCAUCUGGAGCAGACUGUGACCAGAUUAAUCCCAGUGGAUCAUGCUUUCAGCCCAAUACUUUAUUUGCACACGCCUCUUAUGCCUUCAAUAGUUACUGGCAGAGAACUAAGGUGGCUGGUGGCACUUGUGAAUUUGGUGGCACGGCCAUGCUUGUCACUGUCGAUCCUAGUUAUGAUGGAUGCCAAUUCAACUUUAACUGAAUGGAUGAUUUGAUUUUUUGUUGUUUCAUACUACGAGGAGUUCAAGAAAAGGAGAUCACACCCAUCCGAAAUUUUGUAAUUUUGAACACGAUUUUCAGGUGGAUGCAUGCCAGAGUGUGGAUUACGUACUCCAAUUAUAUUCCGUCUAGGAUUAGAAACAACACGUCUUUCCUUGACGUAUACCUCUCUCUUCUUAUAGUAAUUUGAAAUUGAAAAUGGAAAUGUAAUUGCAAAUAUCAUUAAUGGGAUUUAACAUUAUCUUGAUU